UUUUCGGUUCAGAAAAAAAGCGAAACUACUUAAACCAGUUUUUCCGGUCGAACUGAAGUUAACCCACGGAAUUCACGAACCGACGACGUUUCCCGUUUAGGGUUCUAAAACAAUGAAAUUGAGAUUCCCAAACAGUGGACUUCUGUAAGUUUUUGUGGAUUAGAUCUAUUUUGCAUACAACGUGUUCGACAAUAUUCCUCUGAGAAAACUCAUCUUCAUCAUUUCUUUGAAUCUCACCGUAAUCAUACACCAUGAAAUUGAGAAGAAUCCUUGGUUCUAUUUCGAGUCUGGCUAAAGAUACUAAGCUCUCUUCAUCUUCUUCGUAUAGACAAAUUUUCACUUCGCGUUCAUCUUCAUGGCAACGAGAUGCCGGAGUAAGUAGGGUCGCAGAAGCUUUACCUGGAAAUCACAUAAAAUGGGCUUCGCUUGGUUCAGUCAGAAAUUCGCAAUUCGCAUCUGGGUUUACUCCUUUGCAGCCGAAACCUUUGGAUUCAAUCAUGGAUUUGGCGAGAGCCAAGACUAAAUCUCCCGAAGAACUCACUUCCAUCUGGGACGAUUAUCACUUGGGACGAGGUCAUAUUGGGAUAACGAUGAAAGCUCAACUUUAUCGAUUGUUGGAGCAACGAGCAUCCGAAUGCCGAUACUUUGUUAUUCCAGUGUGGAGAGGCAAUGGUUACAUUACUAUGUUUGCUCAAGUUCAAGCACCUCACAUGAUUUUCACUGGUCUCGAAGACUACAAAGCAAGAGGAACUCAAGCGGCUCCUUACCUGACUACCACCUUCUACACCGAGCUUUCAGAGACAAAGGACUUGGUGUUUAUCCGAGGAGAUGUUGUCUUCACAAGCAAACUCACUGACGAAGAGGCGAAAUGGAUCAUGGAGACAGCUCAGUCUUUUUACUUGAACGACUCUCGCUACAAGCUGCUCGAACGUUUCAAUAAGCAUACUCAUGACUUCGAGUUCAAAGAUGUGCUACAAGCUCUAGAUAUGCCUGUUCUGUGAUUUUUUUGCCUAAAUCAGGAGAAAUAAAACUUCUCUGAUUUGUUGAGUUCUUGAAACACUCCUUGUAUGCUUUUGUAAGGUAAUAAGACUAUUAUUACUCAUAACAAAACUAGUUUGGCUUGAGAUACUUCUCUUGUGAUGAUGGCAAAUAUCAGGUUUUAGA
Messenger RNA from Camelina sativa (false flax), 1164 nucleotides. RefSeq lists its product as uncharacterized. NCBI's taxonomy places the organism in Eukaryota, Viridiplantae, Streptophyta, Magnoliopsida, Brassicales, Brassicaceae. Gene Ontology annotation, cellular component: mitochondrion. The record is from RefSeq and is a predicted model, not a curated record. Gene Ontology annotation, biological process: mitochondrial proton-transporting ATP synthase complex assembly.